Fomitopsis serialis is the source of this 888-nucleotide messenger RNA. RefSeq lists its product as uncharacterized. Lineage: Eukaryota; Fungi; Basidiomycota; Agaricomycetes; Polyporales; Fomitopsidaceae. The transcript has 2 exons. The record is from RefSeq and is a predicted model, not a curated record. Bases 34 to 798 code for a protein of 254 amino acids.
UGGCACUAUCACGAUAACUCCCUCCCUGCUGGUAUGAUACUACCCCCAGAGCUCACAGACAUCAUCGUCGACCACUUACACGACAAUGUGUAUGCCCUCAGUGCGUGCGCGCUGACCUGCCGCGCGUGGCUGCCCACGAUCCGCUUCCAUCGCUUCCACCACACCAGGCUACCAACGAGCCACGAAUCUAUACGCCAAUUCCAUGAGGUGCUCCUCGCAUCGCCUGAAAUGCGCGGUAUGGUGCAUACGCUCGAACUACAGGGGCAGCUCGGAUGGUGGCUCGGUGAGGACGCGGCUGUUUGGCAGGGAGCGUCCUUCACAUUCCUGGCGCUACUGCCGGCAGUGGUGGACCUCAGACUCGUCGCGAUGAUCCUCGAGGACUCCGCGCACAAUAUGCUCGUUGCAAAUCUAAGGAGCGUCAAGCGGCUCUCGGUCCACAGGUGUUGUUUCCGGUCGUUCCACUUAUUCGUAACCUUGAUCGGGUCGUUUCCGUCCCUCGACGCACUCACGCAAUCCUUCGCCCUGAUCUGGCGCUACUAUGCGACCGUGGUGUCUACCUAUGUUGAUGACGAGCUGCGAUCUCGUGUAUCGGGCAGACUGCGGACCCUGAGACUGGGGGAGCCAUGGUUUGACGAAGAAGAUCCACGGGUGGCCGAACUGGUCCCAGUCAGGGAGAUGCUCGUCCGACAGCUCCAUUCGACGACGGCGACGACGGAUCUCUCUGAACCCUUCCUCAAGAUGCUUGGUCCAGAUAUUCUCGAGACGCUAGAGCUAGACAUCGGCAGUCCUGGCGGGUAAUCGAGGAUCCUCGGGCGGGAGCCAUUCUCCUUCGCGCCUUACACCCGCCUGCGCACUUGCGCGUUCUAAAUUCUGCUCCGGGGCACGCAG